Bursaphelenchus okinawaensis is the source of this 808-nucleotide messenger RNA. NCBI's taxonomy places the organism in Eukaryota, Metazoa, Nematoda, Chromadorea, Rhabditida, Aphelenchoididae. The record is from the annotation of a GenBank genome assembly.
AUGCGUCGAAAAGCUCGUGUUCCAGCAUUGGCUACACCACAGUUAGGCAACGGUUCAAUAAGUGGAGAUGAAUUGCCGCCACAACAUGACCACACUUAUGAUCCGGAAAUGGACGAGUAUCGACAACUUUUCGACAUGUUUGAUGCUGACGGUAGUGGAGCUAUCGGUAACGAAGAACUCAAGGAAGCUAUUCUCAGUCUCGGUCAAAACAUAUCUGAUCAUGAAAUUGAGGCUUUGAUUAAAGAGGUAGGCUAGGAACACUAAACACAAAUAUCAUUAUAAGUAAUAUCAUGAAUUCAAUAGGUAAAAUUGUAUUUAAAUAUAAUAUAUCAAAAAUUUAUUGGCUUCAAAAAAUGUAAUUUUAGGUUGACGAAGACGGAAACGGUGAAAUUGAUUUUGACGAGUUUUGUCGUUGUAUGCGAAUGUCACAAAAACGCAGUUUAGCUAGCAACGAAGAAUUUGUAAAACAGUGUUUUAGUGUCUUUGACCAAGAUGGAAAUGGUGUUAUUACUAAAAACGAAUUUAAGGUGAUUUUUUAAAAUGCGUCUUUGUGUUUUUAAUUUUAAGAAACUUCUGAAAAAAAUGAAGAUUAUAGUUGGAAAAAUCUUAAAGCAAUUUUUUUCAGUAUAUUGCAAAGGAAAUUGGCGGGUUUAGCGACGAUUUGGCAGAACACAUCUUUCAAGAACUAGACGUUUCAUCUAAUGGUCAUUUAAGCGCCGAUCAGUUUGCCGCCAUCGUUGAAGAUUACAUGUUGAACGAUCAGGGACGGUUGUACGACGAAAAGAUAACGGGUCCCCAAAGAGUUUAA